Molecule: messenger RNA, 738 nt
Organism: Xiphophorus couchianus (Monterrey platyfish)
Lineage: Eukaryota; Metazoa; Chordata; Actinopteri; Cyprinodontiformes; Poeciliidae
Product: angiopoietin-4-like
Exons: 6
Biological process (GO): blood coagulation; blood coagulation, common pathway; platelet aggregation
Cellular component (GO): fibrinogen complex
Molecular function (GO): extracellular matrix structural constituent; protein-macromolecule adaptor activity
Source: RefSeq, a predicted model, not a curated record
AUGGUUUCCCGAUAUGUACAACAAGAAUCGAAAGCAGCUUUGCCUGAAGGUUGCUCAGAGAUUCAGAGACAGACGCCCCAAGCGACCAGCGGAGUUUAUGACAUCCAGCCAGCUGGAAGCAACGCUCGACUCAAGGUGUUCUGUGAGAUGCGUCCAGAUGGUGGAUGGAGAGUGUUUCAGAGACGAAGCGGACCAGUGGUGUCCUUUGCCAAGAAGUGGAACUUUUACAAACACGGUUUUGGAUCUCUGGCAUAUGACCAUUGGCUCGGUCUGGAGAGAGUCCAUCUUCUAACUAAGGACAAAUAUAAAAAGUGGACUUUGAGGGUGGACCUGUGGGACCAUGAAGGCGGCACUGCGUAUGCUGAGUAUAACAACUUCAAAAUUGGAAAUGAGGCGACUGCUUAUAAGCUGCAGGUUGGGAGAUACAGCGGAAAUGCAGGCAAUGCCAUCCUUGGGACUUAACCAGGCGACGACCAAAACUGCUUUGGCUUGAGCACCAUCGACCACGACAACGACGGCUGCUCCCCGUGCAUACUUGAUGACAUCAUUAGAGCGGAGUGCGCCUUUACAGAAGGUGGCGGCUGGUGGUACAGCCACUGUGGCUCUGCCAGUCUGAAUGGUGAAUGGCAUCCUACCGGCGACCACAUCGGCUGGGCUUCGGGUCUCCACUGGCUCACGUGGAAACCUCCCGCGCCGUAUUCAGCGAAGGCCACCAGAAUGAUGAUCAAGCCCAUUUGA